Messenger RNA from Myotis davidii, 1923 nucleotides. RefSeq names its product 3-ketodihydrosphingosine reductase (gene KDSR). Lineage: Eukaryota; Metazoa; Chordata; Mammalia; Chiroptera; Vespertilionidae. Gene Ontology annotation, molecular function: 3-dehydrosphinganine reductase activity. Gene Ontology annotation, cellular component: endoplasmic reticulum membrane. The transcript has 10 exons. Gene Ontology annotation, biological process: sphingolipid biosynthetic process. The coding region runs from base 1 to 972 and encodes 323 amino acids. The record is from RefSeq and is a predicted model, not a curated record.
AUGCACCAUUCUGCAAAUGAAUGUAGGCAAGUGUUUAUUUUGAAACUGCGUAUGCUUUGCACUGUGCUAGGAAUGAGGGAGGUCACAGGAGGCUCCAGUGGCAUUGGAAAGUGCAUUGCUAUCGAAUGCUACAAACAAGGCGCAUUCAUAACUCUGGUUGCACGAAAUGAGGAGAGGCUGCUGCAGGCAAAGAAAGAAAUUGAGAAGCACUGUAUUAAUGACAAACAGGUGGUGCUUUGUAUAUCAGUUGACGUAUCCCAAGACUACAGCCAAGUGGAGAAUGUCAUAAAACAAGCACAGGAGAAACUGGGCCCAGUGGACAUGCUUGUAAACUGUGCAGGAAUGUCAAUUUCAGGAAAAUUUGAAGAUCUUGAAGUUAGUACUUUUGAAAAACUGAUGAGCAUUAACUACCUGGGCAGCGUGUACCCCAGCCGAGCUGUGAUCACCACCAUGAAGGAGCGCCGGGUGGGCAGGAUCGUCUUUUUGGCGUCCCAGGCGGGACAGGUGGGACUCUUCGGUUUCACCGCCUACUCUUCGUCCAAGUUCGCCAUCAAGGGUUUGGCUGAAGCUCUGCAGAUGGAGGUGAAGCCAUAUAAUGUCUAUGUAACCGUCGCCUACCCGCCUGACACAGACACACCUGGGUUUGCAGAAGAAAACAAAACAAAGCCUUUGGAAACCCGUCUUAUUUCAGAGACCACGUCUAUUUGCACACCAGAGCAAGUGGCCAAACAGAUUGUUAAAGAUGCCAUACAAGGGAAUUUUAACAGUUCCGUUGGCUCAGAUGGGUACAUGCUCUCGUCCCUGACCUGUGGAAUGUCUCCAGUCACUUCUAUUACCGAAGGGCUCCAGCAGGUGGUCACCAUGGGCCUUUUCCGCAUGAUCUCUUUGUUUUACCUUGGAAGUUUUGACAACAUAAUUCGUCGCUGCAUGAUAGAAAGAGCCAAAUAUGGAACUGCAGACAAAACUGCCUAAACCUUGGAAAAGGAAUAUUUCUAAAGAAUGUGAGCAGCUUGCUGCUGGAUGGGACCCAGUGUUUGGCCCAUGGACACUUGUGUAUGGCUUUUGAAUAUGUCAGAUGGGACCAGCCGACUUCGGCAACCUGACUGCAAGCGAGGGGGUAGAGGUUCAACUCCAUGUGAUAUGAUUAAGACUGUGCAGACCUGGGAUUGGAGAGCAUCUGAUUCCCUGGGUGGAGAGGUGAUGACCAUAUGGGAAGUAAUAGUUGUGAGCUGGGUGGAGAACAGGAUUCCAGAGGUGGCCAUUUACAUUUUCUCUAGUUAUUCUUUUCUCUCCCAUGGAGAUUGAGUCCAGGAAUGCACUUCAUGACAUGUAAGAUGCUGUGAGGACUUUUUAAACCUUCAUGAAAGUAAAGUCAUGGGUUUCUGGGGCCUUUUUUUUUUUUUCCUCUUUAAUUUAGUGUAUUUUAUUCAAGAUGAGUUUUACACGUUGCUGGUGAGUCUGGGUGCAUAAUCAUGUCCCCGGCUCACCACACUGCUUGCUGGUGGACCCUCGUGGAUUCUCUCACUCUUUGAUCCUGUAAAACUCCAAGGGGGAUGAGAGAGGGCAGGGAAGGGAAGAGAAGGGAAGGGGGUAGGCAUUUUCCAAUAGGAAAAAUAAUGCUUUCUUGUCUUCUUUAGAUUCAGAUGCUUUGGGCGCUUCUCAUUUUUCACUCAUGGGGAAAGGCAGCUUCCUAAAAUGUUUUUUGAAGAGAAAUAAAAUCUUAGAAGCUUAAAUGUUUACAAUUUUUUUCACUAGCCAUGAUGAGUGAAGUUUCAUUCCAUUGUAGUUUAUCCUGCUCAUCUCUUCCUUUCCAGUUUUGCUUAUACUCCUCUAAUAUUUUUGUAAGAAAAAAAAAACCUGUUAAAAUUUUUUGACUUGACUUUUUGAAUUCAUUCAUGAAUUAAAACAAAGAGAAAAACAAUG